GGGGGACGUGUGCGGGCGUCUCCGCCAUCUUGUGACUCUAUAACUCGGAGCCGUUGGGUCGGUCCCUGCUAUUCCUGCGCCUCCGCUCCGUCCCCCGCGGGUCUGCUCCGUGUGCCAUGGACGGCAUCGUCCCAGACAUAGCAGUUGGUACGAAGCGGGGAUCCGACGAACUCUUCUCCACGUGUGUCAGCAACGGCCCCUUCAUCAUGAGCAGCUCGACUUCAGCAGCCAAUGGAAAUGAUAGCAAGAAGUUCAAAGGCGACAACAGGAGCACAGGGGUUCCAUCCAGAGUCAUCCAUGUCCGCAAGCUACCUAGUGAUGUCACUGAGGGCGAGGUCAUCUCCCUGGGGCUGCCCUUUGGGAAGGUUACCAACCUCCUUAUGCUGAAGGGGAAGAACCAGGCCUUCAUUGAAAUGAACACUGAGGAGGCUGCCAAUACCAUGGUCAACUAUUACACGUCAGUGGCACCCGUGCUGCGUGGACAGCCCAUCUACAUCCAGUUCUCUAACCACAAGGAGCUCAAAACUGACAGCUCGCCAAACCAGGCGCGUGCCCAGGCAGCCCUGCAGGCCGUGAACUCUGUGCAGUCCGGAAAUCUGGCCUUGGCAGCCUCUGCUGCUGCCGUGGAUGCUGGAAUGGCAAUGGCAGGCCAGAGCCCAGUGCUCAGGAUCAUUGUGGAAAACCUCUUCUACCCAGUGACCCUGGACGUGCUGCACCAGAUCUUCUCUAAGUUUGGUACAGUCCUGAAGAUUAUCACAUUCACCAAGAACAACCAGUUCCAGGCGCUGCUGCAGUAUGCUGACCCUGUGAGCGCCCAGCAUGCUAAGCUGUCGCUGGAUGGCCAGAACAUCUACAACGCCUGCUGCACGCUGCGCAUUGACUUCUCCAAGCUCACCAGUCUCAACGUCAAGUACAACAAUGACAAGAGCAGAGAUUAUACUCGGCCCGACUUGCCUUCUGGGGACAGCCAGCCUUCUCUGGACCAGACCAUGGCGGCAGCCUUUGGUGCGCCCGGCAUAAUGUCAGCCUCUCCGUAUGCAGGAGCCGGGUUCCCUCCCACCUUUGCCAUCCCUCAGGCCGCAGGUCUCUCUGUUCCUAACGUCCACGGAGCGCUGGCCCCCCUAGCCAUACCUUCUGCUGCUGCAGCUGCUGCCGCUGGCCGCAUCGCCAUCCCAGGCCUGGCAGGCGCAGGGAAUUCUGUCCUUUUGGUCAGCAACCUGAACCCUGAGAGAGUCACACCCCAAAGCCUCUUUAUUCUCUUCGGCGUCUAUGGUGAUGUGCAGCGGGUGAAGAUUCUGUUCAACAAGAAGGAGAAUGCACUUGUACAGAUGGCCGAUGGCAGCCAGGCCCAGCUGGCCAUGAGCCACCUGAAUGGGCACAAGCUGCAUGGGAAGUCAGUGCGCAUCACACUGUCAAAGCAUCAGAGUGUGCAGCUGCCUCGUGAGGGACAGGAGGACCAGGGCCUGACCAAGGACUAUGGCAGCUCACCUCUGCAUCGCUUCAAGAAGCCGGGCUCUAAGAACUUCCAGAACAUCUUCCCACCCUCAGCCACUCUGCACCUAUCUAAUAUCCCGCCCUCUGUGUCAGAGGAUGACCUCAAGAGCCUCUUCUCCAGCAAUGGUGGUGUGGUCAAAGGCUUCAAGUUCUUCCAGAAGGACCGCAAGAUGGCACUGAUCCAGAUGGGCUCCGUGGAGGAGGCAGUGCAGGCGCUGAUUGAGCUGCACAACCAUGAUCUGGGCGAGAACCACCACCUGCGUGUGUCCUUCUCAAAAUCUACCAUCUAGAUGCGCGUGGGCCUGCGACAGCUUCCACCAUUCCAGAAAAGCCACUUUAAAAGCAGCUGAAGUGACCUUACAGACCAGAGAUUUUAUUUUUUUAAAGAGAUCAGUUUACCUGUUUUUAAAAAAAUUAAAUCUAGUCCACUUUGCUGUGGCGGGAAAUGGCUUAGGCCACAGAGGCCCAGUCAGGCCCGGCACCAUGCCUUGAGGAGCUCAGGCGUGAGGCCACAGCGGUGCCCCCGAACACAGCCGCUUUCUCGUGCCUUACAAAACCAGCCCACUUUGCGGCCACACACCCACCCUCUCCAGCCACCAAGUCUGUCGCUAGACCUGCCGGUGAGCCGAGGCCUGCAUUGCAGGCCCCCUAUGCCGUGCAGGAGCCGUGGCCACCGGCCCCCACCCCUUAUAAUCAAGUGACAUGAUUCUCCCAUGUCCCUGGCCUGCCCAGGAGGCCCAGGCCAUCCUCAGCUGCCGAGCCUCAUGUGACCUUUGUAUUCUGUUCUCUGUGGUCACAGACACCUGUGCCUAGCAAUAUUUCCACUUGACCAAAUACCCCAAUCUUUUUCCAUUUAUAAGAGAUAGAGUUUUAAGUAACUUUUAUAGCGAUGAUACAGUGGUAUGUGUGUACUCUAAGCUUCUGUGUCCUGUGCUCGUCUCCUCCUUCCUGUUGACCAACUUCCAGGUGGGGCCCAGGCCAGUGCUGCCCCUGCCUGGGAAAACAGCCCUGAGACCAUUGGGCUCCUACCUUCAAAUUUUGGACCAAAGUUUUUUUUGCCUGCCUCUGACUAGGCCCAGGUGAGGGGCUGACCUCCAGGCCUUAAUGCCCCUCCCGAUAUGCCCAUGUCGUGCCUAGCCUGUCUCUAGGGGAGGGGUUCCCUGGACCUUGGUUCUGUGAAGGAGUGGCAAGAGUGUAAAUAUUUAUGAUUUUUAUACCUGUGUGGGGCUGAGGCAGUGCAGCAGUUUUUUAUGGUGACAGAUAUAUAUUUUGGUAACAACUACAGGCUCAGUAUUGUCCCAGGGCCAGCCCUGGCUACAUUCCACCCCGUCCCAAAUGGUAUGUUGGGGAGUUUCCAUUAAAGCAGUUUUCUAACCUG
Messenger RNA from Chionomys nivalis (European snow vole), 2872 nucleotides. It is a transcript of the gene Ptbp1, whose product is annotated as polypyrimidine tract binding protein 1. Gene Ontology annotation, cellular component: nucleus. The record is from RefSeq and is a predicted model, not a curated record. Gene Ontology annotation, molecular function: mRNA binding. Bases 117 to 1784 code for a protein of 555 amino acids. NCBI's taxonomy places the organism in Eukaryota, Metazoa, Chordata, Mammalia, Rodentia, Cricetidae. The transcript has 14 exons. Gene Ontology annotation, biological process: regulation of RNA splicing; mRNA processing; regulation of cell differentiation.